UUAAAAGUAUUAAAAUAUUUUUUUUAGGAUAACUUUUUCUUUCAAAUGUGUAUAUACUGUAUAUGUGUAUGUGAGUGAAACUGACCGAGAUUCAGUUUUCAGGCUAGGAACACUGAGGUGGAUUGUAAAUUCAGCACCACCUUUGCUACAUUGACAUUUGUUUAAAAACAUACGUUGUUGAUUUUAUUUUUUAACAAUCCAUUUAAAAGUUAGUUUUUAAAAAAAAUUAAUAAUAAUAAUUAAAAAAGAAACCCCAAUACAAACUGAAACAACCAUGUCUGGAGAGGUGCGUUUGAGGCAGUUGGAACAGUUUAUUUUGGAUGGGCCAACUCGGACUAAUGGGCAGUGCUUCAGUGUGGAAACCUUGCUGGAUAUACUCAUCUGCCUUUAUGAUGAAUGUAAUAAUUCCCCCCUGAGGAGAGAGAAGAAUAUUCUUGAGUAUCUAGAAUGGGCCAAACCUUUUACAUAUAAGGUGAAACAGAUGCGACUACAUAAAGAAGAUUUUGAAAUCUUGAAGGUGAUUGGUCGAGGAGCCUUUGGGGAGGUUGCAGUAGUAAAACUGAAAAAUGCAGAUAAGGUAUUUGCCAUGAAAAUACUGAAUAAAUGGGAGAUGCUGAAGAGAGCUGAGACAGCCUGUUUUCGAGAAGAGAGGGAUGUACUAGUGAAUGGAGAUAACCAGUGGAUCACAACAUUGCACUAUGCCUUCCAGGAUGACAACUAUUUAUACCUGGUUAUGGAUUACUACGUUGGAGGAGAUCUGCUCACCCUGCUUAGCAAGUUUGAGGACAGGUUACCUGAAGAUAUGGCUCGUUUUUAUUUGGCUGAAAUGGUGAUAGCGAUUGAUUCUGUACAUCAGUUACACUACGUCCACAGGGACAUUAAACCAGACAACAUCUUGAUGGAUAUGAAUGGACAUAUUCGGUUAGCAGAUUUUGGUUCUUGUCUGAAACUGAUGGAAGAUGGAACGGUCCAGUCUUCGGUGGCAGUUGGAACUCCAGACUACAUCUCUCCAGAAAUCCUGCAGGCCAUGGAAGAUGGAAAAGGGAAGUAUGGACCUGAGUGUGACUGGUGGUCCCUAGGUGUUUGCAUGUAUGAAAUGCUUUAUGGAGAAACGCCCUUUUAUGCAGAGUCCUUGGUGGAGACCUACGGGAAAAUAAUGAACCACAAAGAGAGGUUUCAGUUUCCUGCACAAGUGACAGAUGUGUCUGAAAAUGCCAAGGACCUCAUUCGAAGGCUCAUUUGCAGCAGGGAGCAUCGACUUGGGCAAAAUGGGAUAGAAGACUUUAAGAACCACCCAUUUUUUGUUGGGAUUGAAUGGGAUAACAUUCGGAACUGUGAAGCACCUUACAUCCCUGAAGUCAGCAGUCCAACUGAUACAUCAAACUUUGAUGUGGAUGAUGAUUGUUUAAAAAACUCUGAGACAAUGCCUCCACCAACACACACUGCAUUUUCUGGUCAUCAUCUGCCAUUUGUGGGUUUUACAUAUACAAGUAGCUGUGUGCUUUCAGACCGCAGUUGUCUAAGAGUUACAGCUGGACCACCCGCUAUGGACCUUGAUGCCAGUGUUCAAAGGACUUUGGAGGAUAGCUUAGCAACAGAAGCUUAUGAGAGGAGAAUAAGGCGCCUGGAGCAGGAAAAACUUGAACUCAGUAGAAAACUGCAAGAAUCCACCCAGACAGUCCAGGCUUUACAGUAUUCAACUGUGGAUGGUCCAGUAACAGCAAGCAAAGAUCUAGAAAUUAAAAGCUUAAAAGAAGAAAUUGAAAAGUUAAGAAAACAGGUAACCGAUUCCGGUCAGCUGGAACAGCAACUGGAGGAGGCCAGUUCUGCACGACGAGAAUUAGAUGAUGCUUCUAGACAAAUCAAGGCUUUUGAGAAACAAAUUAGAGCGCUGAAGCAAGAAAGAGAGGAUCUUAAUAAGGAACUGAUGGAGUCUAGUGAGAGAUUAAAAUCCCAAACCAAAGAGCUAAAAGAUGCACACAGCCAGCGGAAACUGGCCAUGCAGGAGUUCUCAGAGAUGAAUGAGCGGCUGACAGACUUGCACUCUCAAAAACAGAAACUUACCCGCCAGGUCCGAGAUAACGAGGAAGAGAUGGACGUGGUGAUGCAAAAGGUGGAAAUCUUAAGGCAAGAGUUACGGAGAACAGAAAGACUCAAAAAAGAACUGGAAGUCCAUGCUGAAGCUGCAGCUGCUGAGGCAUCCAAGGACAGGAAGUUGCGUGAGCGAAGCGAGCAGUACUCUAAACAGCUGGAGAGUGAACUGGAAGGACUAAAGCAAAAGCAAGUUGGUCGCUCACCAGGGGUGAGCAGCACAGAACAUCAGCAAGAGAUCACCAAAUUAAAGGCUGAGUUGGAAAAGAAGAGUGUUUUCUAUGAAGAGGAACUAUCCAAACGAGAAAUAAUACAUGCUAAUGAAAUCAAAUCCCUGAAGAAAGAACUGCGGGAUGCAGAGAGCCAACAGCUCGCCCUCAAGAAAGAGAUCAUGAUCUUGAAAGACAAGUUAGAAAAGACCAGGAGAGAGAGCCAAAGUGAAAGAGAGGAGUUUGAAACAGAGUUCAAACAGAAGUAUGAACGGGAGAAGACUCUGCUAACAGAGGAAAACAAAAAGCUCUCAAAUGAGCUUGAUAAGCUCACCACCAUGUUUGAGAGGCUAAGUAUGAACAACCGACAGCUAGAAGAAGAAAUGAGAGACCUGGCAGAUAAAAAGGAAUCUGUGGCACACUGGGAGGCCCAAAUUACUGAGAUCAUCCAGUGGGUGAGUGAUGAAAAGGAUGCUAGAGGGUAUCUACAAGCCUUGGCCUCUAAAAUGACAGAAGAACUAGAGGCUCUGCGGAACUCCAGUUUGGGUGCAAGAGCAACCGACAUGCCCUGGAAGAUGCGCCGCUUUGCUAAAUUGGAUAUGUCAGCAAGGCUGGAACUGCAGUCAGCCCUUGAUGCAGAAAUCCGAGCCAAACAGGCCAUUCAAGAUGAGUUAAAUAAAGUUAAAGCUUCCAGCAUCUCUACAGAAUGUAAACUUCAAGAGUCAGAGAAGAAGAACUUGGAACUGUUGUCAGAAAUUGAAAAACUGAAAAAGGAGACAGAAGACCUUAGAUCAGAAAAGGGUGUAAAGCACCAAGACUCACAGAAUUCUUUCUUGGCAUUUUUGAAUGCUCCUACCUCUACUCUGGAUCAAUUUGAACGCUCUCCUUCCUGUAUUCCAGCUAACAAAGGCAGACGUAUUGAUUCAGUUGAGAACUUUACAUUGUCUAAUACUCCUUCACGGGAUGAAGAUAUCAAGUCUCACCUCCAUUCAAGAUCUAGAUCUCCUUCCACAGCUAGUGACAUUGAACCAAUUGAGGUUACAGAUCAUCCUCCACGCUCGGUUCAUACACCAGCCAUGAGGACAGCAUAUAUUGGAUCAGGACUCUCUGCACCAAAGCCUAAGGCCCACCAGUUUGUAGUGAAAUCUUUUAAUACCCCUACAAAAUGCAAUCAGUGCACAUCUCUGAUGGUUGGUUUAAUAAGACAGGGCUGCACUUGUGAAGUAUGUGGAUUCUCAUGCCAUGUGACCUGUGCAGACAAGGCCCCAGCAGUGUGCCCAAUCCCUCCUGAACAGACCAAAGGCCCUCUGGGGAUAGAUCCACAGAAAGGCAUAGGAACUGCAUAUGAAGGUCAUGUCCGAGUUCCUAAACCAGCUGGAGUAAAGAAAGGUUGGCAGAGAGCGCUCGCUGUGGUCUGUGAUUUCAAACUCUUCCUGUAUGAUAUAGCAGAAGGAAAAGCAUCCCAGCCCAGCGUGGUAGUGAGUCAGGUUAUUGACAUGAGGGAUGAAGAAUUCUCAGUGAGUUCUGUCUUGGCCUCUGAUGUCAUCCAUGCAAAUCGAAAAGAUAUCCCCUGUAUCUUUAGAGUUACAGCUUCCCAGCUCUCCGCAUCCAGUAAUAAGUGUUCGAUCCUGAUUCUAGCAGACAGUGAGAAUGAAAAGAGCAAGUGGGUAGGAGUGCUGAAUGAAUUGCAUAGGAUUUUGAAGAAGAAUAAGCUCAAAGACCGAUCAGUCUAUGUUCCCAAAGAGGCUUAUGACAGCACCCUCCCUCUCAUCAAAACAACCCAGUCAGCCACAAUCAUAGAUCAUGAAAGAAUAGCUCUGGGCAAUGAAGAAGGGUUGUUUGUUGUGCAUGUCACCAAAGAUGAGAUUAUUCGUGUUGGUGACAAUAAGAAAGUUCAUCAGAUUGAGCUCAUCCCUAAUGUACAGCUCAUUGCAGUGAUCUCGGGACGAAACCGUCAUGUACGGCUUUUCCCUAUGGCAGCCCUGGAUGGAAGAGAGACUGAGUUUUAUAAGCUGGCAGAGACAAAAGGCUGCCAGACCAUAGUUUCUGGACAGGUACGCCAUGGAGCCCUGACUUGCCUAUGUGUGGCUAUGAAAAGACAGGUCCUGUGUUAUGAACUGAAUCAGAGCAAGACACGUCACAAAAAGAUGAAGGAGAUCCAAGUCCUGGGAAAUGUCCAGUGGAUGUCGGUCUUCAGUGAGCGGCUCUGUGUGGGUUACCAGUCAGGAUUCCUAAAAUAUCCCUUGCAUGGAGAAGGGAACCCAUACAGUUUGCUCCACCCAGAUGACCACACCCUAUCAUUUAUUGCACAGCAGCCAACUGAUGCCAUCUGCGCAGUUGAAAUCUCAAAUAAAGAAUAUCUGCUGUGUUUUAGCAGCGUUGGGGUUUAUGUUGACUGUCAGGGCCGAAGAUCUAGACAACAGGAAUUGAUGUGGCCUGCAACACCAUCCUCUUGCUGUUACAAUGCACCAUACCUCUCAGUAUACAGUGAAAAUGCGGUCGAUAUCUUUGAUGUGAACUCCAUGGAAUGGAUUCAGACUAUUCCACUCAAGAAGGUACGACCAUUGAAUACCGAAGGAUCAUUAAACCUUUUAGGACUGGAGACAAUUAGAUUAAUAUAUUUCAAAAAUAAGAUGGCAGAGGGAGAUGAACUGGUAGUUCCUGAGACAUCAGAUAACAGCCGGAAGCAAAUGGUUCGAAACAUCAACAAUAAGCGUCGUUAUUCAUUCAGAGUACCAGAGGAGGAGAGAAUGCAGCAGAGGAGGGAGAUGCUACGAGAUCCAGAAAUGAGAAAUAAAUUAAUUUCUAAUCCAACUAAUUUUAACCACAUAGCACACAUGGGUCCAGGAGAUGGAAUACAGAUCCUCAAAGACCUGCCUAUGCCGUGUUUUCCAUAUCCAUCCCCUCAUCACUUCAGUCUGAUCUCCUCUCCGAGCAACUUCGAGCACAUCUAUCACAUGACUGUUAAUUCAGCUGAAAAAUUCCUCUUUUAUGAUUCCAUAAACCCUGCAUACUCCCCAUCUCUGCGUUCUGUCGCUGGUACACCAGCCUUUGUGACUCUGAGGAAUCUUCGGCCUCAGGAAAGUCGGACCAUGUUCAGUGGCUCUGUCAGUAUCCCAUCGAUCACAAAAUCCCGCACAGAACCAGGGCGAUCGAUGAGCGCCAGUAGCGGGUUAGCAGCAAGAUCAUCGGCACAGAACGGCAGUGCUUUGCGGCGGGAAUUCUCAGGAGGGAGCUAUGGAGCCAAGCGUCAGCCCAUGGCAUCGCCAUCAGAUGGUUCACUGUCCUCUGGUGGUUUAGACCAAGGCAGCGACGUGCCGACAAGGGACUACGAACGAGAGGAUUCUGAUUCUCCAAGGCAUUCUACAGCUUCUAACAGUUCCAACCUAAGUAGUCCUCCCAGCCCAGUUUCUCCUCACAAGACCAAGAGUCUCUCCCUGGAGAGCUCUGACCACGUGAGUUGGGACUCAUGAACUGCUUCAGCAUUCAGAUCCAACAUCACUGCGGCUUAUUCUCCCCAUGGCUCCCCCUUCACUCAACCCAGUUCUCACUCUCAUCGCCCUUACCACUCCCUCUGAAAAUGGUCUGAGGGGAAGGGAGGGAAGAAGAUAAAAGGUUUGCCUUCUCUAGCGCUGUUCAGUGCUGCCUCGGCCUCCCCAGAUUUAGCAGCGGCAAACAAGCAAACCUAGGGUGUUGGUAAACAACAGAUGCCAUAGAUUUGUAUUAGUACUGGUUUCAUUUCAUGUGGCUACAGCUGCUUCCAUUAUUACAGAUAAAUUUACCCCACCAACUUGGAAAAAAAAAGUAGCUUAAAUAGACCAGAACAAUAUCAAUUAAAAGAAUAAAUCAGGUGGAUUGUUUCCAUACAAGAGCUAAUUAUCUUGUACAAGAGUAGCACAGAGACCCCACUCCUGGUGGGGAGCAAUCAGUCCAUCAGAGGCACAUGAAAGCUUUCAGCUAGCCACCAUGUUUGAAUGUCAAUCUGAUUGUCGCCAGCAAAUCCUUAUUAAAACGAUGCAUAUUUUACUACAGUAGAGAGUUUAAAUAAAUACACAAAUUUAAGAAUUAAAUACGUAUGUAUAUAUUCAAGGAGAAAAAGCAUCGUGUAUGCAGAAGAAGAUGGAUGCCUAUUUAAGAGAACCUUUAAUUUAAAAAGAUUUGUGGUGUUCCCGUUUUCAUGCUAAGUAACACACACAUUGGAGGCCUGGCAUAUAUAUAUAUAUAUAUAAUAUCCAGGAGCAGGAAUGUUACCUUUGGGUGGCACUUCACUGUUUUAGGAGAAAUCCCCCCCAGUGUGUUCAGUGACCUUUAUUCCUCUUGUCAGUAGCAGAACUAAAGCUGUAAGCCUCAUUUUGAAGAUGCCCCUGCCUGUCAUCUGCAAGAAUAACAUUGAUUUGAAAGUGAACCACUCUCUCAUCUACAACAAAGAGCAACAUUCAACCAUGUUGUUGUCAUGGUUUCCAGUGGGGUGGGCACUCGUGCAGCUUGACACCUUUGGCACUCAUGGAUCUCUGCGGGUACAUUAUACACCCUACGACAAUAAUGGGACAGUGCGGAAGAAAUCAUAGGUGAUACCAUUUCUAAAGGUCAGUGACUGACCUGGUUUAAUGAUGAAGGAAAUGGCCUUCCGAGCCUCCUCGGCCAUAUGUUAACCAGAAAGCUGUUACGUUGAUUAUCAAAUGUUAGCAUACAAUCUACAUCAAUCAAAUGUGAGUCCUGUUAGCCCAAAAAGAGCCUCUGUGGAAUAUGUUGUUGCUGUAGCAUAGCGAAGAACCUUGAAGACGCUGACCUAAUACUGUUCAUGCUGUGGCAGUUUAAGACACCUGGUAGCUCAGAGCUGCCACGCUGAUGAGGUUAAUGAUUUCCCUCCCCCGCCAUUUUGGACUGUGGUUUCAAUUUUUUUCUAUACAAUACCCUGCUGUUUGAUUCCAACAGCGAUGCAAGUUGCAGGCAGAAAUCACACCACCAGAGGACAGGAUCAGCAGAAGAUGCAGGCCUCUCUUUCAGCAAAGAGCCUGACAUUUAAAUCAAGGG
Messenger RNA from Mauremys mutica (yellowpond turtle), 7334 nucleotides. RefSeq names its product CDC42 binding protein kinase alpha (gene CDC42BPA). Lineage: Eukaryota; Metazoa; Chordata; Testudines; Geoemydidae. The record is from RefSeq and is a predicted model, not a curated record. The transcript has 39 exons. Bases 275 to 5773 code for a protein of 1832 amino acids. Gene Ontology annotation, biological process: actomyosin structure organization; peptidyl-threonine phosphorylation. Gene Ontology annotation, molecular function: protein serine/threonine kinase activity; ATP binding. Gene Ontology annotation, cellular component: actomyosin; cytoplasm; cytoskeleton.